GAAUCAGGAAAUGGCCCUUUUUUAACCAAAGCCUAUGAAAUGUACCCACUUUAAACUCUUUUCAUUUUAAUUGCAGUGGCUGCAGGAACGGGGGCUGUGGAAUCCAUUUAUGAGUAAAUAAUCGCCUAUCACGGUGUGGGGUCGCCGGACUGGCCCGUGAUUUUUGCUGAUCAGAUUCUCAUAUGCACCUUCAUGUCAUCUGUCGCUCUCCAAGUCAACUUCAACAAUACCUCCACAAAAUCAAAUUGCGGUUUUCCCUCCUCAAUUUCAAUCACUCAACUUUAAACUUAAACUCAUGUUUAUUCAUGUAAAAAGAUAAACCCAUUAUGUAAAUUCAUACAGAAUUUUAUUUGAGUUAUGCGUAUUAACGUCUGUGUAUGAGUAAUCAUGAUAUUAUGUCAUCCGACAACUCCAUUAUUUAGAAAUUUAUAAACAAAGACAACGACAUGUCUUCUUCAUUACUAAUUCAAUGCUUAUUAUAUUAUUAUUAUUAGCCAUACCCCUUUGAUACCCCCUUACUGUGCUUUUUUUAAAUGUUUAAUACUAUAUUAAUUAUAUUUAGUUUUUGAUUGUGAAUGAACGAAUGAAUGAAUGAAUGAAAUGGGGAGGUUCAGUGCUGUCGGUGGAAGGAACAGAGAGGAGAUGGCAAUGCCAUCACAAAAGCCGAUUGAGGCUUCGUUGAGAGGAGACAUAGAUUUAGUUGCCCAGAUUUUGACGCUAGACCCAGUGGAUGUUAAUUAUAUUGGGACUGUGAGUUUGAGAGUUAAGUGCAUUGAAACUCUGCUUAGAGAGGACAAGGCUGUUGAGGUUGAGAUUGAGUUUAGAGACUUGGUCACUGAUGUCACUCGUCUUUUUGCGGCUGCUCAUUCGGGUCAUGUGGAGGUUGCCCGAAAACUUCUGUCAGCUGGAGCUGAUGUUAACCAGGAGUUAUUUCGGGGAUUUGCAACUACUGCUGCUGCUCGUGAAGGUCACUUUGUCCUUAUUGACAUGCUUCUCAAGGCUGGUGCAUCUCAGUCAGCUUGUGAGGAUGCUCUACUUGAAGCUUGCCUCUGGGGUCAGGCUAAAGCUGCAGAAUUGUUGAUCUGUUCAGGGAUGAUAGGACCUAAUGUUGGCCAACACGCACUUGUAUCUGCAAGCUGCAGAGGAUAUGUUGAUGUUGUGGCAACCUUAAUCAAGAAUGGAGUAAAUCUAAAUUGCUUGGACAGGGUUCUCUUGCGUUCAUUCAAACCCUCAUUGCAUGCUAAUGUAGACUGGACUCCAUUAGUGGCUGCAAUUGUGAACAGACAAGUUUCCAUGGUUAAAUACUUGUUGGAGGCAGGAGCAAAAACUGAUUGUUGUGUCAGGAUAGAAGCCUGGUCAUGGGACAUCUUCUCUGGCGAGGAACUGAGGCUUGGUGCAUGUUUGGGUGAGCCAUACAAUGAUGUCUGAUGUGCAGUUGAAUAUUAUGAAUCCAGUGGACAAAUUUUAAAACUCUUGCUUGGGCACCGAAUUUCAUCCCUUGAAAGUCAACAACAAGGCAGAAACCUUCUUUGCCAUGCCAUUCUCUGCCAGAAUCCGGAUGCUGUUAAUGUGCUCCUUAAUGCUGGUACUGAUAUCGAAUUUCCUAUAAGGACCAAGAAGGGACAUGAAUCUCGUCCUCUUCAUUUGGCCGCUAGAGUGGGGUGUGUUCUCAUUUUGAAACAAUUGAUAUUGCAUGGUUGCCAAAUUGAUUUGAGGACUGAAACUGGGGACACAGCCUCGAUGUUGGCUGCGAAAGCAGAUCAAGCUGAGCUUAUUAUUUCUGGUGCUGAUUUAGGUCUGAUCAACAAUAAUGGUGACAGUGCUAUGCAAUUGGCAAAGAGAAGUGCUUUUGGAUCCUCUGUAGCCAAUAUCAUCCGGCAGGCUAUCAUUAUGGAAAAGAGAGUUUGUUCCACCAAUCUUGAGGUGUUCUCUGUUUUACACUUUGUUACAGCCAUGGGCAAUGUAGAGCUUCUGCAGAUAUUACUGCAACAAUCAACAGAGGAUAUAAAUAAGCAUGAUAAGUUAGGUAUGACACCGAUUGCAGUUGCUGCAAAAGCUGGCUGUCCUGAGGCUUUCCGGCUCCUCAUAAAUUAUGGGGCUGACAUCAAUGUCAAGAGCAGGGAUGAGCAAACUGUUGCUUCUAUCUUGCUGCAUAAUGCAAAUGCUAGUGUCGUAUCCCACUUUGAAGAGAUACUGCUUGAUGCUGUUCUUGCUCAUAGGCUGACGGGCUACUCCGAAUUUAGAGCACUUCAUUUUGCAGCGCAAAUCGGAAACUUGUCAGCAAUAGUUCAGCUUUUGGCAAUGGGAUUCCCCAUGAAUCCUGUGAAUGAAAAUGGAUAUACACCUCUCAUGCUUGCAGCAAAAGAGGGCCAUGCUGAUGCCUGCAAGCUUUUAUUGCAAAGAGGCGCAGAUUGUGGGAGUGCCAACUUCAGAGAUGAGACAGCUUUAUCCCUUGCUAAGAGAAGUAAUAAAUCCAAAGCUGGAGAAAGUGUGAUAUUUGAUUUUUUAGCUCGUUCACAUGUGCUGCUGGGUGAGGAGCUCUUCAAACACACUCGUGAGGGAAGAGGGUCACCACAUAUAAAGGUUGCUUGUAUGCUCAAAUCAGGCUAGUUGACAUGGGGAAAGUCUAGUUGGAGGAAUGCAGUGUGUAAGGAGGCCAUGGCAGGGCCAAGUGCGAGCUUUUUAAAGAAUCGGAAAAAGAUUAAAACCUUUAGGGUGUUAACAGAGACAGGAAGGGAGAUCCAUUUUGAGGCUGGUUCAACUUUUAGUUUAGAACUUUGGAUUCGUAGUAUUAAUCUCAUUAUAAAGGAGCCAACUCCCGGAGUGUCAUUACCAAAUUUUUUGUUGGAAUAAGAUAGGAUUAAUGAAUGUGCAUAUGCAUAGUUAUUGGCUUUUUUCCCCUUA
Mangifera indica (mango) is the source of this 2904-nucleotide messenger RNA. Its product is annotated as ankyrin repeat domain-containing protein 17-like. Gene Ontology annotation, molecular function: protein binding. NCBI's taxonomy places the organism in Eukaryota, Viridiplantae, Streptophyta, Magnoliopsida, Sapindales, Anacardiaceae. The record is from RefSeq and is a predicted model, not a curated record.